Molecule: messenger RNA, 1680 nt
Organism: Alternaria ventricosa
Lineage: Eukaryota; Fungi; Ascomycota; Dothideomycetes; Pleosporales; Pleosporaceae
Exons: 3
Coding region: 1-1680 (559 amino acids)
Molecular function (GO): protein binding
Source: RefSeq, a predicted model, not a curated record
AUGGUCAGCGCCCACGAUGUCGCGGCUCGCAAGUCGGACAUGGGGACAGAUGAGCAAGCGCAAGCCGCACAGAUGAUCCAGCGCAACUAUCGCGGCUAUCGGGAGCGCAGGCAGCUUCAAGGCAUGGGCCUCGAUGCUAGCGCACGGUGGGCAGAGGUCGGAGACGUUCGCACUACCUGGGAGAUGUCGAAAUGGCGCAAUGCAACGAAGCCGAAGCCGCGCUCGGAAGACGCGGCUCUGCGCGACAACCUCACUACCCCCGAAGCACGUGAACGAGCGAACUCCAUAGCAGCGCGCGAGAAGUGGAAACGAGUCGGCGAGAUUGCGCGACGAGCGGGCGCUGACGAUCCCCACGAUGCCUCAGAGACGGACGACGAAGAUGCGCCCGAGAACCACACGGAACAACGACGGAAGCAGAACGAGUCCAAGGCGGAGCGCGAGAAGACUGCCAAGAUGAUGGACCUCCAGUACUUCCUGGAGAUGGUGGACCAGAAGCAUCGCUACGGCAGUAAUCUGAGAGCCUACCACGAGCAAUGGAAGAAGGCGGAUACCCACGAGAACUUCUUCUACUGGCUCGACCAUGGCGAGGGUAGGCACUUUGAGCAUCCCACCGUCUCUAGAGAGAGGCUUGACACAGAGCGCGUGCGCUACUUGUCGCGGGAGGAGCGUCAGAACUACCUGGUCACCAUCGACGAGGAAGGCCGCCUAUGCUGGGCGAAGAAUGGCGAGCGCCUAAACACGACCAUGGACUACAAAGAUAGUGUCAACGGUAUUGUACCGGUCGACGAUGACACUCCUGCCUAUGGUCCCAAAGCAAAGCUCCACUCUGGACAAAGCAAGACCCUACGACGAAGUUCAAUGAUCUCCGUGAGCUCAAGCUCAUCCAUGUCCGAGAGCGAUGCUGAGGCAGAGGAGGCAGAACACUACGUCAAUGAGGACCUCAACAAAGCUAAGGGCGUGUCGAAGCUCAAACAUGUGUCAGCCGCGACUAUUCUGAAUCACCUUCUCCGUAGUUCAGUGAAGCCGAACUCAUGGAUAUUCGUAGCCGACACAUCCUUCCGCCUGUACGUCGGGAUCAAGCAAUCGGGUGCUUUCCAGCACAGCUCGUUCCUCCACGGUGCGCGCAUAUCUGCCGCAGGCCUGAUCAGAGUCAAGGAUGGUCAGCUUCGGCGCCUCUCACCCCUGUCCGGCCACUACCGACCGCCGACGAAGAACUUCCGUGCGUUCGUACAUUCCAUGAAGGAGAACGGAGUAGACAUGUCGCGUGUCUCCAUCUCCCGGUCGUAUGCUGUCCUCGUCGGCCUUGAAGCUUACGUUAAGACACGCAAGAAGUUCAAGCAUGGGGUUGAGCACGUCAAGGAAGCAGAGACAAAGGUUGUGCACCCGGAAGAAUACGAACGGAAUGUGGAAGAACAAAAGGAUAAGAGCGAAAGCGCGCAAAGAGAACGGCAGUUACUUGCGCAGGAAGCAGAGAGGAGAGAGGCAGAGAAGAAACAGACUAGUCUUGGACGGCGAAUAUGGAAGAGGCUCAGUCGAGACCGCGGUGAGAACGGCGACCUGACACCCAAAGAACGGGAGGCCGCUAAGCAAAAGAGGAAGAAGUGGUUGAGCAAGUCGGGGGAAGAUGUCGAAGAUGGGAUUGCGCCUGAUGGACGUCGGGAGUCCGCCCCCGCGGUGUGA